GGAUGGACGGUGCCGUUUAAGGAGCAGGGUGCCUCUCUUUCCUUUCCUGCUUCUGAGGGCCGGGAGUCAGGACCGCUGUCCUUCAACGCUCGGGCCGGCAGCAGGAGGGGCGGGACCGGUUUGGGAUUGGCUGGUGUCGUCCGACCCACUUCGGCGCUCCCCAUUCCCUCUCGCGCACAGGCGCCUGCGCAAUGGGCCGGCCGUGGGGGGCGGGAAGCGCUUCGGGGCAGCGGAGCCCAUGUCGGCCCUGAGGCGCUCGGGCUACGGCCCCAGUGACGGUCCUUCCUAUGGCCGCUACUACGGGCCGGGGGGUGGAGAUGUGCCGGUGCACUUACCUCCGCCCUUAUAUCCCCCGCUUCGCCCCGAACCUCCCCAGCCUCCCAUUUCCUGGCGGGUGCGCGGGGGCGGCCCGGCUGAGACCACCUGGCCCGGAGAAGGCGGAGGUGGCGAAGGCUACUAUCCUCCUGGAGGCGCCUGGUCGGAGCCAGGUCGAGCUGGAGGAAGCCACCAGGAGCAGCCACCAUAUCCUGGCUACAAUUCUAACUACUGGAAUUCUCCACGACCUCGGGCUCCAUACCCAAAUACAUAUCCUGUGAGAUCAGAGUUGCAAGGACAGAGUUUGAGUUCUUAUACAAAUGGAGCAUAUGGUCCAGCAUACCCUCCUGGCCCUGGGGCAAAUACUGCCUCAUACUCUGGGGCUUAUUACGCACCUGGCUAUACUCAGACCAAUUACUCCACAGAAGUUCCAAGCACUUACCGUUCACCUGGCAACAGCCCAACUCCAGUCUCUCGUUGGAUGUAUCCCCAGCAGGACUGUCAGAGUGAAGCCCCGUCUCUUAGGGGGCAGGUUCCAGGAUAUCCUGCUUCACAGAACCCUGGAAUGACUCUGCCCCAUUAUCCUUAUGGGGAUGGUAAUCGUAGUGUUCCACAAUCAGGACCAACUGUACGACCACAAGAAGAAGCAUGGGCUUCUCCUGGUGCUUAUGGGAUAGGCACCCGUUACCCCUGGCCUUCAGCUGCACCAUCAGCACCACCUGGAAAUCUCUACAUGACUGAAAGUGCUUCGCAAUGGCCUGGCAGUGGCUCUCCUCAGCCACCUCCUUCAUCACCACCCCAGCAGCCCAAGGAUUCCUCAUAUGUGUAUAGCCAGUCAGAUCAAGGCGUGAACCGGCACAGCUUUCCUUGCAGUGUCCAUCAGUACGAAUCCUCGGGGACAAUGAACAAUGACAAUUCAGAUCUCUUGGAUUCCCAAGUUCAAUAUAGUGCUGAGCCUCAGCUGUAUGGUAAUGCCACCAACGAACAUCCCAGCAGUCAAGAUCAGAGUAAUAAUCUUCCUGAAGAGUGUUUAUCUUCAGAUGAAGGUACUUCUCCAAGUAUUAAAAAAAUCAUAAAUGUGCUGGAGAAGGUCCAGUAUCUUGAGCAAGAAGUAGAAGAGUUUGUAGGAAAAAAGACAGACAAGGCAUACUGGCUCCUGGAAGAAAUGCUGACGAAGGAACUUUUGGAACUGGAUUCCAUUGAAACUGGGGGUCAGGAUUCUGUCCGGCAGGCCAGGAAAGAGGCUGUUUGUAAGAUCCAGGCCAUACUGGAAAAAUUAGAAAAAAAAGGAUUGUGAAAGGAUUUAGAAUGAAGUGGAAGCCUGUUACUAACUUGGCCAAAGAACUUGUGAGUUUGGUUAGUUAACUGUCUUUGAAAUGCCUGUUGAUGUCAAGAAGCAAUACAUUCCAACUUUUCCUUUGAUUUUAAAACUGAAAAACUGGCAAAGGAAUGGAAGAACAUUUUAGUUGUGAGCUUUUUCAGUUUUCAGACGAAUGAAUGUAAUAGGAAACUAUGAAAUUAUCAAUAUUGCCAAGUAGACUACUUCCUUAAGAAAUUUAUGGACAUGUGGAGGCUGCUUCUUACCAGCAGGAGUGACAUACACUUUUAAGUAACAGGCUAUCAGAAACCUACCAGAUAAGACUGGAUAUAUGUGAGACAAUUCUGUUUUUGUAAACAUGUGGAUUACUUGUCACAUUUUUGUACAUUGUGACUGCUUUCUGCAUACACUUCACGUGUAAAUUACAGCUUAGACUUGCCUCUGUUUUGUUUUAUUUGCAGUUUACAAAUAUAGUAUUAUUCUCUACUUCUUCGUACAUUUUGUAGUAAUAUGUUCAAUAUAAUUAUUCAAGAGACUCUAUUGACACCCAAAUAGAAUGGCAAUCCUGAAUGAAUUUAUAGCCUUUUACCACUUGAAUAUAUUGCAAUGUGUAGUGAG
Molecule: messenger RNA, 2251 nt
Organism: Castor canadensis (American beaver)
Lineage: Eukaryota; Metazoa; Chordata; Mammalia; Rodentia; Castoridae
Gene: Bag4
Product: BAG cochaperone 4
Biological process (GO): protein stabilization
Cellular component (GO): cytoplasm; cytosol; membrane
Molecular function (GO): protein-folding chaperone binding; adenyl-nucleotide exchange factor activity
Source: RefSeq, a predicted model, not a curated record